CACGGGGACGGCGCCCUGUGCCUGUCCCGGGGCGGCUUCCACGAGCGCGGCCAGGACUGGCCGACCACGCGGCGCAUCUACAACUGCCACGCGCUGCUGGACCCCGCAGGUCGCCUCGUGGCCGCCUACAGGAAGACCCACCUGUGCGACGUGGAGCUGGAGGGACGCGUCACCAUGAAGGAGAGCAGCUUCACCAACCCCGGCGCCGAGAUCGUGGCGCCGGUCAGCACGCCGGCGGGGAAGCUCGGCCUCUCCGUCUGCUACGACCUGCGCUUCCCUGAGAUCUCGCUGGCGCUGCGGCGCGCCGGCGCCGAGAUCCUCACCUACCCCUCGGCCUUCACCGUCCCCACGGGCUCGGCGCACUGGGAGGUGUUGCUGCGGGCCCGGGCCAUCGAGAGCCAGUGCUAUGUGGUGGCAGCCGCCCAGACCGGGAAGAACCACGAGCGCCGGACGUCCUACGGCCAUGCGCUGGUGGUGGACCCCUGGGGCGCCGUGGUGGCCCAGUGCCGCGAGGGACCCGGGCUCUGCUACGCCGAGAUCGACCUCGACUACUUGCACCGCAUCCGCCGCGAGAUCCCGGUGCACAGCCACCGCCGACCUGACCUCUACGGCACCGUGGCGGCUGCGGGGCUGGCGCCGGCGCCGUGA
Molecule: messenger RNA, 648 nt
Organism: Nipponia nippon (crested ibis)
Lineage: Eukaryota; Metazoa; Chordata; Aves; Pelecaniformes; Threskiornithidae
Source: RefSeq, a predicted model, not a curated record